Molecule: messenger RNA, 3044 nt
Organism: Podarcis lilfordi (Lilford's wall lizard)
Lineage: Eukaryota; Metazoa; Chordata; Lepidosauria; Squamata; Lacertidae
Source: the annotation of a GenBank genome assembly
AUGGGCCAUGGCAAGCGGCCAAGGGACCUGGAUGAGGCAAUGCCUCCCCCGAGGCCCAAACAGUCUAAGAUUGAUUCUUUCUUUCUUAACUGUAGCAGAAAUAACAAGGAAGAUAGCUACACGGUUGAAACUCACAAUCGUUUUAAUCCUUUAAUUGACCUCGUACCCGAUAUAGAAGUGGAGGGGGUGAACUCGAAGGCAACGAAAAAUGCUAAUGAUAAUGACAAAGAAGUGAGAGUCACCUCGAAGGGGGAGUCCGAGUUGGCCCUGGGCGAUGGUUUGGGAUUCGAGCAUUUCCAAUUAAUAACCAGGACCCUGCGCUGCAUCUUUAAGAGCAUAAAUGGGAUCUCCAUGCAGGUGAAUAAUCUCCACCAAAAGCUUGAGGCCCAUUUGCUGGAGCUGCAGCACAACCUCACUCUGCCUCCGAGGGAUUUAAAGAGACAGUGGUGUACCUCCCCUGUUAGACAUGAAAGUGGUACUGGUGUUCAUCUCCUAAAAUCUCAACUGGACUUUCAAUCUCUGAUCUUACAACCAAACAAAAUAUGUCUAACUAUACGCAGCAGUGACCCCAGGUCCCCAAGGUGGAUUAACCCGAGAGAGGUCAAAGAUCAUCUAAGGCAACUCCUUCAGAUUAGGCCUCCGCUAAUAGAUCUCAGUACAGUGAAACUUUUAUACUACCACCAUCGGUUCCAAAAGUACUGCUCUCCUUCCAGUCACCAAAAUCCCCUCCAUACUGGUUAGGCGCAAAGCGUUAUUGGCCACCUGGGGCAUCUUCCCAACGAGAGUCUUUAAUGACACCAGGACUAAACCUCUUUUCCGUAGCAUCGUACAAAAAGGUAUCCGCUCGCCAGACAGGCGCGACAUAGUCUUGAAACUCAAGCUGUCCACCCAGGAACCUCACCCUCCCUCUCAGCCCAAGCUUCCUGGUUUAUCUACUCCAGCAACAGAGAAGCAUGACCAAAGCGGACCCAGUCAUCUGGCUUCCUCAGAGGAGAGGGACCUUAUUUCAUCCUAUGGCGAGUUGCCAUUAGUAGAACAGCAGGAAGUUAUAAACAGGCUUGAUACACUCAAGCAGCAACUUACACAUGUACUUCAAGAGAAAAUCUCCUCAAAACCUGGUCAUAGCAACCUAUUAAAUCAAAGGAACGCAGUCAUGAAGGGGCUAACACCCCAGAAACCCCUGCCAAUCACUGGGACUCCAAUAACGGAUGAUAUGGCAGUCUGCCUGGCGGAAGCUCCUCAUACACCGGCGCAACGCAGACCCUCUUCACCUCUACUAAUAGAUUUGCAAUCAACUACCUCGUCCCUCGCCUUAAAGAGCAAUAUGCCAAACACCAUUCAUCCAGGUAAUCUGUCAAUGUCCUAUUCUUCCAUGCCUGACCUGGAGUCCUCAUUCAGUGCGGUCCAGGCAGAUGACUGUAUAUCCUCGUCCUUUGUCAGUCAACCUCGUUUGGUAGAACCUCUUGUAUCCGUAACCUCUUCAAGCCAAUAUAUAAACGUUAAGGAAGCCACUGUGCAAAGAGACAGCUCAGGCUUUAUUGAAGACCCUGCUGGCCACAUCAAUCAAAUUACCACCCCUUCGAUACCUUCGGCUGUAUCACGCCUGGCGCGGUCUCAGACCCUUGGCAAUGCUUCUUCCACCAGCAACCAGAGUAUCUGACUAGCACAUAGUCCCUCCCCAAACUGCUUCAAUGUGCUAUCCUGGAACGUGGCGGGAUGGACGUCCAAACAGGAUGGCGGGGAUAUGAUAGAGUUUUUAGCGAAAUUCCAGAUUAUGGGUAUACAAGAGACCUGGUGCUUAGAAUCGUCACCCCCCCCUUCCCUACUGGGCUAUGAUGCUUUGUGAUUCCUGCGACCAAAACACAUUUGUAUGGGCGCCCUAGUGGAGGCCUGGUAACAUUUGUUUCGCAGGAGCUUCAUCUUAAUAUCUCUCCUCUCCUUUGGUUAGAGAGUAAUUGUAUUCAAACUUUGCACAUCACUAACAGCCCGGUUGGGGACUUCAUAUGUGUUAACUUGUACAAUCCAUCUACCUACUCCUCUUCCCAUACAAAUCGGUUUUGGGAGGAUCUAAGAUUUAUCCUUGAUAAAUCUGUGGCUGAAUUCCCAAAGUCAGAGAUCCUCAUAAUGGGGGACUUUAAUGCCAGAAUCGGAGCAGAUAUAAGCUCAUUCACCGAUAAGUCGCAACUAUUCAUAGAAGAGGAGUGGUUUCCUACGUGGAAUUCACAUGACAAGACCAUUAAUAGGGCUGGCAUCAUACUGCUGGAGUUUACCAUUAACUGCGGGCUGCACAGCUUGCAUGGUACACCCAAAGACUGGUCCGGGGAUGCUAUACUUUUCUAGGAUCUAGAGGGGCAAGCGUUAUAGAUUAUAUCUGGUCCUCCUCGGCACUUAAUGAUAAGGCAUAUUGUUUCAAUGUGUUCAACAGAACCGAAAGUGACCACCUUCCUAUUGCCAUCUCCUUCCACCACACACAGCUGGGGCUUCCCAGCUCACUCCUCCUCCAGGAUUCACUGACCUUAGCCCCGGUCGUAAGAAGUGGGAUAUCUAUCUGGAGCAAGACAUAAAAGUCCUCCUAAAUUCCCCUGAGAUCCUAGCCCUGAAAGCUCAGCUGGUAACAAUGAAUGUGAAUCAUUUCUCAAGUUUCCAACAAAUUCUAGCCUACUUGCUCCCAACACUUACGAAACCCUCCCGUGCGAGUCUAACCUGGAAGAAUCAAACUUGGUUCGACCAAGAAUGCAAACAGUGCAGAAGUAGGCUUAGAUUUCUUCAGUCUGAUAUGAAAUCAGACAGCACCCAGAGCAAAAUCAGGGAGUUAGCCCAAUUCCGUUCUUACUACAAGAAGUUGCUCCAACAUAAGAAAUUGAUCUUUGCGAAAGAACGCUGGACGGCAUUGUCAGUGGCCAUUAAAACCCGUGACGACAAGAAAUUCUGGAAUUUAAUUAAUGCAGGUUUAAGACCCCCCUCAUUCAUCGUUAAUAACAUCACAGCAGCCAGUUGGCACUCUCACUUUGCUCAGCUGUAUUCCGCCCCAGAUUCCGACGUAA